AUGGUUGUGACUACUGUGGGGACAUGCAUUAUUCAGAGGAUUGCCCGGAUUAGCCGGCUCAAGAAGUUAACUAUGUCCAGAAUCAGCAAGGGAACUUUAAUCAGCAAUGCUCGAAAUGAGCAUGUCUAUGCUGUCACAACUCGAUCAGGUAAUACGUAUAAUUCUACAAAUUAUUUGCCUGAUGAAUCUACUCCGCUUGCGCAGGUACAUGAAGAAGAAGAGGAGGUUGCUAAAGAAGUAGAGAUAGAGCCGAACCCAGCUGUGCAGACACCGGUCGUUCCAUCAAAACAGGCUGACAAACCUGAAGUAAAGCCGUACCAGCCCAAAAGCCCAUUUCCUCAGAGAUUGGUGAAACAUAAACUAAAGCAGCAAAUGGAUAAAUUUGUGAGUCACCUCAGUAAAUUGCAUAUUAACAUUCCAUUUUUAGAUGCAAUUGUGCAGAUGCCAGGUUUUGCAAAGUGUUUGAGGCAAAUCUUGAUGAAUAAGAAAAAUCUGGCGGGGGUGACAACUAUAGUGCUUCAGGAUGUUUGUUCAGCAGUAGUGACAGAUAAGUUGCCCGAAAAACACGGGGAUCCAGGUAGUUUUACCAUACCUUGCAAGAUUGGUAAUUUAUCUGUGAAAAGAGCCUUAAACGAUUCAGGAGCAAGUAUUAAUCUAAUGCCUUCAUCGAUUUAUUCUAAAAUGAAUUUAGGAGAACCAAAACUGAUUAAAAUGAAAAUCCAUUUGGCCAAUAAAUCUGAAAUUAGACCAAUGGGAAUUCUAGAAGAUGUGUUAGUUAAGGUGGGCGGUUUGGUUUUUCCUGUCAAUUUUGUGAUUAUUGAAGCAGAUGAAGCAUUAGAUGUGCCUCUUAUCUUAGGGAGACCAUUCCUUGCCACGGCCGAUGCUAAACUUGAGGUCGGUCGUGGAAAACUUACUUUGAGAGCAGGAAAUGAGUCGGUGACAUUUACAAACACUUGUUCUGUAUCUUUUCCUAAUGUUGCUAACUCAGUUGAAACUGCUUGUGUUAGUUCAUUGGAUUCGAAGGUUGAUGAAUGGUUAGAUAAGAAGCUUGAGAAAUAG
Erigeron canadensis is the source of this 1059-nucleotide messenger RNA. RefSeq lists its product as uncharacterized. The record is from RefSeq and is a predicted model, not a curated record. The coding region runs from base 1 to 1059 and encodes 352 amino acids. NCBI's taxonomy places the organism in Eukaryota, Viridiplantae, Streptophyta, Magnoliopsida, Asterales, Asteraceae. The transcript has a single exon.